AUGCAUCAUCAACAGCGGAUGGCAGCUUUGGGAACAGACAAGGAACUGAGUGACUUACUGGAUUUCAGCGCGAUGCGAAACAGCGAUUUGAAAAUGUUCCCAACAUCCAUGAUGUUUUCCCCUCCUGUUAGCAGUGGAAAGAACGGCCCGACCUCCCUGGGGAGCGGACAUUUCUCCGGCUCAAAUAUGGAGGAGAGAACGAGUGCAGGGUCAUGGGCGAGUGGAAGUCGCUCUUCCAAGAAUUAUGCAGAUGGAUCUCAGUACAUGGCAUCACAUGACAGCCUCUCACCUCCGUACGCCAACUCCAGGCUAGCAGGGAAAUCAGAGAGGAGUUCAUACUCGUACGGCAGAGAGUCCAACCCACACUGCCACCAGUCGAUACUGGGUGGUGAGAUGGGUAUGGGGAGUCCCGGAGCAGCGUCGCCCACCAAGCCGGCCGGUCAGUACUACCAGCACUACAGCUCCAACCCGCGGAAGAGAACACUGCAUAUGGACUCCAUGGAAAUUCACACAAAAAAAGUGCGGAAGGUCCCUCCUGGCUUGCCGUCCUCAGUGUACGCUCCAUCUGCCAGUACAGCCGACUACAACAGGGACUCACCGGGUUAUCCCUCAUCGAAACCUCCCAGCGCUGGCUUCCCAAGCUCCUUCUUUAUGCCAGAUGGCCACCACAGCGGCGAUCCCUGGAGCAGCAGUAGUAGCAGCAUGAGCCAACAGGGUUACCACGGCAGCAUGCUGGGAGGCGGGAACUCGUCCCACGGCCCUGCCCAGAGCUCCUCCUACUGCGGGAUUCACCCUCACGACAGAUUGAGCUACCCGGCGCACUCGUCCGCAGACAUCAGCUCCAGCCUUCCUCCCAUGUCCAGCUUCCACCGAGGGGGAGGGGGAGGGAGCGGGAGCGGGGGCAAUCACUACAGCACCGCCUCCUGCACCGCUUCCACCAACGGCACAGACAGCGGCAUGGCUAACCGAGCACAGAGCGGAGCAGCCAGCAGCUCUCAGACAGGAGACGCCUUAGGGAAAGCACUCGCAUCGAUCUACUCUCCAGACCACACAAACAACAGCUACUCGUCCAAUCCCUCCACCCCAGUCGGCUCCCCACCCUCCCUCACAGCUGCCAGUUCAGCUGUCUGGUCCAGGAAUGGUGGACAGGGAGCGUCAUCGCCAAACUACGAAGCUCCACUGCACUCACUGCAGAGUCGUAUUGAGGACCGUCUGGAGCGUUUGGACGAUGCCAUCCACGUACUGCGGAGUCACGCGGUUGGACCUUCGACGGGGAUGAGCAGCGGGCACGGUGACAUGCACAACCUCAUCGGGGCCGCGCACACGCACAACGGCGCAAUGGGCGCUCUGAGCAGCGGGUACGGGACGGGACUGCUGUCGGCCAACAGACACCCACUCAUGGUGGGCCCUCACAGAGAAGACAGCGGCAGCGUGGGCGCUUUGCGUGGCGGUCACUCGAUGGCGGGUCAGGUGCCGGGGCCUCAGCUGCCCGUUCAGUCGGCCACCUCGCCGGACCUCAACCAGCCCGACCCCUACCGCGCCCUGUCCGGAGGUCUUCAGGGCCAAAGCGCCUCCUCCGUCAGCUCGGAGAUCAAGUCUGAGGACGAGGGCGACGAGAACCUAGACUCGAAGACCCUGGACUCCAAGAAAGAUGACCCCGACAACAAGGAUCUCAAAGGAAUUGAUAGCAACAACGACGACGAGGACCUGUCUCCAGAGCAGAAAAUGGAGCGAGAGAGAGAACGGAGGAUGGCCAACAACGCGCGAGAGCGCCUGCGCGUCCGCGACAUCAACGAGGCGUUCAAGGAGCUGGGCAGGAUGGUCCAGCUGCACCUGAAGAGCGAUAAACCUCAGACCAAGUUACUGAUACUGCAUCAGGCUGUGGCCGUCAUCCUCAGUCUGGAGCAACAAGUCCGAGAGAGAAACCUGAACCCCAAAGCGGCCUGCCUGAAGCGCCGCGAGGAGGAGAAGGGCACCGCCACAUCAGAGGGAGCUCUGGCCGCCGCGCACCACGCCGCCGCUGCCAUCAUGGGCGACGGGUCAAACCCCAUGGGACAAAUGUCCAAGGUGCCAGAGUUCAUCAAGAUGAUGAGUGACCACUUCCUCUGACGACGUUUCCAUGACAACCCAGCAUUGAUCAAUCCCGUUGUUGCUUCAGCCUGACCAAUCAGAAUCUCCGGAACUUCAGCCUGACCAAUUAGAUCAGCCUCUCUCUCUCUCCUCUCGUCUGUCGUCUCUGAUCCUCCUCUUCGCCUUCGUCUACUUCUUCUGUCGAGAACAUGAACUGCAGAGUCACAUU
This is a messenger RNA of Scomber scombrus (Atlantic mackerel), 2299 nucleotides long. Its product is annotated as transcription factor 4-like. The coding region runs from base 1 to 2109 and encodes 702 amino acids. Lineage: Eukaryota; Metazoa; Chordata; Actinopteri; Scombriformes; Scombridae. Gene Ontology annotation, cellular component: transcription regulator complex. Gene Ontology annotation, molecular function: protein dimerization activity; RNA polymerase II cis-regulatory region sequence-specific DNA binding; DNA-binding transcription factor activity, RNA polymerase II-specific. The transcript is spliced from 20 exons. The record is from RefSeq and is a predicted model, not a curated record. Gene Ontology annotation, biological process: regulation of transcription by RNA polymerase II.